AAACGAGAUUUCUCAUUGGCCUAUUUUCUGGAACAUGACGUCACUGCUGCAACCAGGAAGUAAUUUGAGAGACGACAUUUUUUCCAACUAUUGAUCAUUCUGUCCAAAGGCUCACAGGCUGUUUACAACCUUGAUCAGUGAUAAUGAGUGCCUCAGCACCUCCCCCUCCCACAUACAAUGCAGCUGUGGGUAUGCCAGGGCCUGGAUAUCCUGGACAACCGGGUGGCACAGGCUUCCCAGCACAACCAGGCGGUUACUCAGCACAACCAGUCAGAGAUACAAGUCCUUAUGAAGGCCCAGGGGAGGCAGCAAUUCCUCUAAUGCCAGGUUAUCCUCCACAGGGUGGUCAAGGUGCCCCUGGACAAGGGCCACCCCCUAUGCCCAUGCCAUUCCGUCCUCCUCCCAAUACAAUGCCAGCACCAGGAUAUGGUGGGGCACAACCUCAUAUGCCAUCAGGCUAUCAGCCCCCUCCACAGCCAGUUGGAGGACAACCAGUUGACCCAGAGGCAGGCCAACCCAAGCCUUGGUCUGAUGAGGAUGACUUCACAAGGGGUGAUUGGUCAGAUAAAGCCAUACGCAGAGCCUUUAUUAGAAAGGUGUAUCUGAUUCUAACUGCCCAGUUGCUCGUCACAGUUGGAGUUAUCUGCUUUUUCCUAUUCCAUUUACCUACAAAGAUUUGGGUACGGCAGAACUCUUGGUUCUACUAUGUUUCUUAUGCCACUUUCUUUGUGACAUAUAUAGUACUGGUUUGCUGUCCCAAAGUUCGCAGGAAGUACCCCGGUAACUUCAUAUGCCUAGCUGUGUUUACGUUAGCAUUUUCCUACAUGGUUGGCACCAUUAGCAGCUACUACAACCAUGAGUCUGUCAUGAUAGCAGUUGGUAUAACUGCUGCAGUCUGCCUGGCUAUAUCCAUCUUUGCCAUCCAGACGAAGAUUGACUUCACAUUGUGCUCUGGGUUGCUGUUUGCCCUCGUCAUGGUGUUGUUCUUCUUUGGCAUCGCUUGUAUGAUUGUUAUGUUCACCAUAGGCUACAAUCAUAUCUUGAACUGUGUGUAUGCUGGACUGGGGGCUCUGGUCUUUUCAUUGUUCCUGGUGUUUGAUACACAACAAAUUGUUGGAGGACGUAAACAUGAACUCAGCCAGGAGGAGUACAUCUACGGGGCUUUACAACUUUACCUUGAUGUUGUCUACAUAUUCAUUUUCUUACUCUCCUUCUUCAAGAGCAGUUAAUGUAUCUGUAGAUAAAAGUGAGCUAUUUGCAGACAAUUCGAUCUGUGGAAGUCCCUGUUGAAAUAAAUCGACCGAACAAGUCUAUGUGUAGCUACCUAUGUGUAUGUACUUUUCAAAGGAUAGUCAACAAAAGUAAAUGCAGAAGUGUCUCACUUGAAAACUAUAUAAAUGAUCUGAGAUUCAAGAAAACAGUACAUAAUAUUGGUGGAUAUUGCAUAUUACUGAGAGCAACUACUUGAUCGUAUUUAUUAAUGUUGUAUCACUUGUACAGGAAAAUCACAACAUGACACAUGAUGAAUCCUUCUUGAGAAAGACUUGAAAAAUGCACAGAAAAGUUUGUACAAAGAUACUGUACAAGUUGAAGUGAAUGGAAGAGUUAAGACUUGUUGAACGGCAGCUAGAUGUUGUAGAGAUAUGUAUGAGGAAAUUAACUCUUAGGAGGUUGUGAUUGAGAAAUGCUUUACACACGAGAGCCUCUUUAAAUUCCUAACUCAAUUUAUAAGAGGAGCAUGGAAUAUGUUUAAAGAUGGAGACCCACCUUAUGAUAUAUUCUCCAAUUAGUCAGUAGGAGAUGAGAGGGGUCUUCAUCUUUAAGCCCUUAUUGAAAUAACAUCAGGAAUAUGUACAUAUAGAAGCUAUAUUAAUAUAUUUUCUUUGGGGAGAUUUCAAUUGUCUGAAGGAGAUUAUUAUGGAAAUUUACAGCUUUUCAGUGUUUAAAUUUUGUCAAUGUUUUAUGUAUGUCACAUAAAGUUGUAUAUAUGAGACUUUAGUUCCACAGCCUGUCUAUUGUAUUUGAUUUAUUUAUCUGUGGAAGAGUGAAUAUAUACCUAUGUUCCCUCAUCUUAGCCUAGAAGACCUUGAUUUUCAGUUAACCAACUUAACCAAGUAGACCUUCCCAUUAGUACAAUUAGAACAUUGGUAGAGUGUAGUUCAGUAUAGUAUAGAAUUUGUGGAACUUUAGCUGUACAUAUUUUUUAUAUAAUACUGUAAUUCAAUCCAAUUCUUGAUAAGGUGUCAUAAUAUAAGAUAUAGUAUGGGGGAAAUGUGCAAUUUGAUCACUUCAGAUCAGUGUUUGUCCUAAGGAUCUGAGAGCUGACAUUACAGCAUCACUGACCAGUUACAUUGUUAUACCUAGUGAAAAAAUCAACUGGUCCGUAUCAAAAG
This is a messenger RNA of Owenia fusiformis, 2393 nucleotides long. Lineage: Eukaryota; Metazoa; Annelida; Polychaeta; Sabellida; Oweniidae. The record is from the annotation of a GenBank genome assembly.